AUGGAGAACCCGCGCAAAGAAAUCACUGGCGUUGUGGAAGGCCUGUGCUCGGCCAAGAAUGCCGACUCGCAGCGCGAUGUUCUGCAGCGCUACUUUACGAACGAUGCCUCGUUUGACCACCCUCUGUGUGCCGUGAGCUCGUAUCCUGGCUCGCGCGACACGGGUGUGCUUCCGAUCUACCAAUGGCUGCGCAUCAUGUUCCUCGACACGCUGAUCAAGGUCCACGAUAUCGGUUUCGACCAGGAGACCAACCGCCUGUUUGUGCGCGUCACGCAGCAGCUGCGCUGGAGGCUUUCGCCUAUCCGCCACUUCUACGCGCCGACGGUCGAACUCGUCGUCUUGCUCGAUCUCUCCAAGGGCUCCGACGGCAAGCUGUACAUCGCCCGCCAGGUCGACCUGUAUGCGGUGCAGCAGGUGACGCACUUCAUCAUUCCCUACUCGAAGGAGGUGAUCGAAUACAUCAAGCUGUUCGCCGGCUUCAUGUGCCUCGUCCUUGCCGUCCUCUUCCAGACCCUUGGCUUCUGGAGGCUCAGCGCCAAGCACGCAUAA
This is a messenger RNA of Malassezia japonica, 549 nucleotides long. RefSeq lists its product as uncharacterized. Bases 1 to 549 code for a protein of 182 amino acids. The transcript is spliced from 4 exons. The record is from RefSeq and is a predicted model, not a curated record. NCBI's taxonomy places the organism in Eukaryota, Fungi, Basidiomycota, Malasseziomycetes, Malasseziales, Malasseziaceae.